Molecule: messenger RNA, 2605 nt
Organism: Diospyros lotus (date-plum)
Lineage: Eukaryota; Viridiplantae; Streptophyta; Magnoliopsida; Ericales; Ebenaceae
Product: polyadenylate-binding protein 8-like
Exons: 9
Coding region: 413-2341 (642 amino acids)
Cellular component (GO): ribonucleoprotein complex
Molecular function (GO): RNA binding
Source: RefSeq, a predicted model, not a curated record
ACCCCUAUUUUUGUAGUGUGCAGUUACAAAGCUGCCCUUCCACCCUCUCUCUCUACUCUCUCUUUUCUCUCUCUCUCUCUCUCUCUCUCUCUCUCUCCCCCUUCGUCCCGGCGCCGCCGCAGUCGGAGCUUUCCAUCCGCCUUCCGUCGGAUCUCCGACCAGUCUACCCCUUCCCUCUCCUCUCCGCUCCUCUAUCUAUCCAUCCAUCCAUCGAAAAAGAAAAGAAAAGAAACUCUUGCUUCGGUUCUUCUAGGGCUUUGAUUUCUCUUUCAUUUCGUCUUGCAGUUGCUGGUGUUGUUUGAUGCUACUUAGGGUUCGGUUUCUGUAAAUAAGGAAGAGGAGAGGGAAGAAAUUUUGAAAAAACUCAAAAAAUUUGAAAAAUCGCGGAAAAAGAAGUUUAGGGUUUGUUGGUAUGGCGCAGGUUCAAGUUCAGCUUCAGUCUGCGAAUGCGGCUGGGAACCAGAUCGUGUCGACGUCGCUGUAUGUCGGAGACCUGGAGCCGAAUGCGACUGAUUCGCAGCUCUACGAUCUGUUCAACCAGCUGGGUCAGGUGGUCUCUGUUCGAGUUUGUAGGGACUUGACAACCCGGCGAUCGUUAGGUUAUGGUUACGUUAACUAUGCAAACCCACAAGAUGCUGCAAGGGCAUUGGAUAUGCUGAACUUCACUUCUUUGAAUGGAAAGCCAAUUAGGAUAAUGUACUCCCAUCGUGACCCUAGCUUACGCAAAAGUGGAAGUGGAAACAUUUUUAUUAAGAAUUUGGACAAGGCCAUUGACCACAAAGCACUACAUGAUACAUUUUCUUCAUUUGGAAAUAUUCUCUCUUGCAAGGUAGCUACAGACUCUGCUGGUCAGUCAAAAGGAUAUGGGUUUGUGCAAUAUGAUAGUGAGGAAGCUGCCCAAAAAGCUAUUGAGAAGCUUAAUGGUAUGUUGUUGAAUGAUAAGCAAGUUUAUGUGGGACCCUUCCUUCGGAAGCAGGAAAGAGAAAUGGCUGUGGACAAAACAAAAUUUACCAAUGUUUUUGUGAAGAAUCUAUCAGAAUCAACGACAGAUGAGGAUCUGAAGAAAAUAUUUGGUGAAUUUGGAACAAUCACUAGUGCUGUGGUGAUGAGGGAUUCUGACGGUAACUCUAAGUGCUUUGGUUUUGUCAACUUUGAAAAUGCAGACGAUGCUGCUCGAUCUGUUGAUUCUCUUAAUGGACAAAAGGUUGACAACAAAGAGUGGUAUGUUGGAAAAGCCCAAAAGAAAUCUGAGAGGGAACUCGAAUUAAAACUUCGAUUUGAGCAGAGUGCAAAGGAGGCAGCUGAUAAAUCUCAAGGGCUAAACUUGUACAUUAAAAAUCUAGAUGACAGCAUUGGUGAUGAUAAGCUUAGGGAGCUGUUCUCUCCAUUUGGUACCAUUACUUCUUGCAAGGUUAUGCGAGACCCUAGUGGAAUUAGUAAGGGGUCAGGCUUUGUUGCAUUUUCUACUUCUGAAGAGGCUUCUAGAGCUCUAGCGGAGAUGAAUGGCAAAAUGAUUGUCAGCAAACCUCUAUAUGUUGCUCAUGCACAAAGAAAAGAAGAUAGAAGAGCAAGAUUGCAGGCUCAGUUUUCUCAAAUGCGUCCAGUUGCAAUGCCACCUUCUGUUGCUCCUCGUAUGCCCAUGUAUCCACCUGGUGGUCCUGCUCUUGGACAACAAAUAUUCUAUGGACAGGCUCCGCCAGCCAUGAUGCCGCCUCAACCUGGUUUUGGGUAUCAGCAGCAACUUGUUCCAGGAAUGAGGCCUGGUGGGGCUCCCAUGCCGAAUUUCUUUGUGCCACUUGUUCAACAGGGUCAGCAAGGUCAACGUCCUGGUGGCAGGCGAGGAGGAGGUGUUCCUGUGCAGCAGGGCCAACAGCCAGUUCCACUCAUGCAGCAGCAGAUGCUUCCAAGGGGACGGGUCUAUCGUUAUCCUCCUGGGCGUGGUCUGCCUGAUGUUUCUAUGGCUGGAGUUGGAGGCAUGCUCUCUGUUCCUUAUGAUAUGGGUGGCAUGCCUUUGCGUGAUGCGGGAAUGUCUCAACCAAUUCCAAUUGGGGCUUUGGCCUCUGCCCUUGCAAAUGCUUCUCCUGCAGACCAGAGGACGAUGCUGGGUGAAAAUCUCUAUCCACUGGUGGAACAGUUGGAGCCUGAGAUGGCAGCUAAGGUCACUGGCAUGCUUCUAGAAAUGGACCAGACUGAGGUUUUGCAUUUGCUGGAGUCGCCAGAUGCUUUGAAAGCGAAAGUUGCAGAGGCAAUGGAUGUCCUGAGGAAUGUUCAGCAGCAGCAGGCUGCCAAUACAGCAGAUCAGUUGGCGUCCUUGUCUUUGAAUGAUGGCCUUGUUUCUUAAUUUAAGCGGGAUUCUCACAUUUGAGUGUGCGCGCUAUGGCUCUUAACAACUAGUACUGUGUGGGUUUGGGUGUGGUUCUUAAGAGUUUCCUCUUUUUGAGGGUACGCUCUAUGUUUUUGCUUGCUCGUCAUCUUUGUUCUUUUUUAUAGUUGCUCUGGAGACUAGCAACAUUUAUGCUGUCUUGCUGCCGUUUUAUUUGUUUGGGGUUUUGACACUUAAAAACAGGUUGAAUUCUAGUUUAUUAUGUUUGCUUUUUGCUUGGCA